AUGAACAGAAAAACUGCCCCACUGAAAUAUUUUUCAAACCAUUUCCAGAGGCUUUUAAAAACAUUGAGAGUACAACAAGAACCAAAUGCCAGUAUUGAUUUGAAUGAUGAGUUGUGUGAAGGAUUGCCCGAGGAGUUUGCAACUUAUUUGGACACGUGCAAAAAACUGAGCUUUGACCAAACGCCGGACUACUUACAACUCCGCAUGUUGUUCUGGAAAAUAGCGAAGAGAGAGAUAAUCGUGUUUGAUGGCAAAUUCGACUGGACUGGAUUUAAAGGACAGAAGAGUGAAGACAGACCACCCGAAGUUGUUACUGCUGUCGAGAAAAAUGACUCAGUCGAUAGCAGAAGUGGAAGUGGAAGUAAGGCGGGAAGUAAAAGCAGAAGUCAGAGCCCAAGUGGGUCUGUCGAAUAA
Messenger RNA from Entamoeba invadens IP1, 414 nucleotides. Its product is annotated as casein kinase, putative. Bases 1 to 414 code for a protein of 137 amino acids. NCBI's taxonomy places the organism in Eukaryota, Evosea, Mastigamoebida, Endamoebidae. The record is from RefSeq and is a predicted model, not a curated record. The transcript has 2 exons.